AUGGCAUUGUAUUCUUGCGAUCAUCAGGAAAGGGAGGUAGAGGUGGAGACCAGGGUUCAGCGAUACCACCACAAGAAAGCACGCCUAUUGGAAGAGAAGUUUGUUGAAGCUGGUGUUUCUUUGGUUCCAGCACUCUCACACUCCGUCGAUUCUUCUGGAGGAGUUGACCACUGUGCAGAAAUUGUGGAAGAAAAGCUUCAACAUUUGCACUCGCCUGAGGCCUAUGAAAUGACCGAGAAUCAUCUUGCUCUCAUUCUGGGGCAGCGUCAAGGAGAUGCCAUUAUUGCAGCCAUAUGUAAGCUCCAAGUUGACCAGGUCUAUGCUGUACCUGUGAUGUAUGGUUAUUUCCUGAAGAGAUUUGGUCAGAUAUUUCAGCUAGAGAAGACCAUGAAGAGCCUCCCUUGGGGAUCAAAAGAGGAAGAUGGUGCUUUGAAUCAAGUUAUGAUGACUGACUAG
This is a messenger RNA of Miscanthus lutarioriparius, 456 nucleotides long. NCBI's taxonomy places the organism in Eukaryota, Viridiplantae, Streptophyta, Magnoliopsida, Poales, Poaceae. The record is from the annotation of a GenBank genome assembly.